CCAGCGGGGUGGGGGAGAGCCCCCGCGCGCAUUCGGGGCCGGGUCGGAAAAGCUGCCUCACCGGGCGCGCCCGCCAGCCCCUCCGCUCCCUCCCUCCCUUCCCUCCCAGCGCUCCCCGCCCGGGCCUCCCUUCCAGUCUCCGCUGCGCCCUCCCGGAGGCCGCGCUCGCCAUGUCCCAGCCGGGCCAGAAGCCCGCCGCCUCCCCGCGGCCCCGGCGCGCUGCGGCGGCCCGCCACACCCAGGAGCACACCGAUGGAAAAUCCCGUGGAUCAUCUUCCAAGUCAGGAGAAAAGAAAGGAUCAGAUGAGAAAAAAGCGACAAGCCUUGGGAGCAGUCAACCCUCCAGAACUCAGGCUGGUGGAGCAGCUCCGGUCACCAAGGUGACAGCUUCCUCUGCUUCAACCAGCAAGUCUUCCAGUAUGAAUCCCACAGAAACCAAGGCCAUUCCAGUCAGCAAACAGCUGGAAGGACCGCGUUCUCCUAACAGGAAAAGACACAAAAAACAGGCUGUAAAAACAGAACCUGAGAAGAAGUCACAAUCAACUAAGCCAUCUGUGGUUCAUGAGAAAAAAACCCAAGAAGUAAAGCCAAAGGAACACACAGAGCCAAAAAGCCUACCCAAGCACUCAUCAGAUACAGGAAGCAAGCAUGUUCAUAGUGAAAAAGCAGUUUCCAGAUCAAGUGAGCAGCCAACAUCAGAGAAAUCAACAAAACCAAAGACUAAGUCACAGGACACGAUUUCCAGUGGUGGAAAGAGUGCUGUUACUGGCGUAGCUGCAGCAUCUGACAAACCAGCUGACAAGAAAAAAGAAGAUAAAUCAUUAACAUCGGCUGUACCAGUUGAAGCCAAACCAAGUAAACCAUCUGGAAAGUCAGGCAUGGAAGCUGCUUUGGAUGACUUAAUAGACACUUUAGGAGAACCUGAAGAAACUAAGGAAGAUAAUACAACAUAUACUGGACCUGAAGUUUUGGAUCCAAUGAGUUCUACCUACAUAGAGGAAUUGGGUAAAAGAGAAGUCACACUUCCUCCAAAAUAUAGGGAACUUUUGAAUAAAAAAGAAGGGAUCACAGGGCCUCCUCCAGACUCUUCGAAACCCCUGGGGCCUGAUGAUGCCAUAGAUGCCUUGUCAUCAGACUUCACCUGCAGUUCUCCUACGUCUGAUGGGAAGAAAACCGAGAAAGAGAAGUCUGCUGGAGAGGUUUUAAAAGCUCAGUCAGCCCAAGUUAUCAAAAGUGCUGCUCCACCGGACGAGAAAAAAAGAAAGGUGGAAGAGGACGCAAUGAGUGAUCAGGCACUUGAGGCUCUGUCAGCUUCGCUGGGCAGCCGGAAGCCAGAACCUGAGCUCGACCUCAGCUCCAUUAAGGAAGUUGAUGAGGCAAAAGCCAAAGAAGAGAAACUAAAGAAGUGUGGUGAAGAUGAGGAAACAGUCCCGUCGGAGUAUAGAUUAAAACCAGCCACGGAUGAAGAUGGGAAACCACUAUUGCCAGAGGCUGAAGAAAAACCCAAGCCCCUGAGUGAAUCAGAACUCAUUGAUGAACUUUCAGAAGAUUUUGACCAGUCCAAGUGUAAAGAAAAACAAUCUAAGCCAACUGAAAAAACACAAGAAUCUCAGGCUGCCGCCCCUGCUCCUGUGGGAGAGGCCGUGCCUCGGACCUCCCUGUGCUGUGUACAGUCGGCGCCAGCCACGGCGAAGGGUAUGGUACCAGAUGAUGCUGUAGAAGCCUUGGCUGGAAGCCUGGGGAAAAAGGAAGCAGAUCCAGAAGAUGGAAAGCCUGUGGAGGAUAAAGUCAAGGAAAAAGCCAAAGAAGAGGAUCGUGAAAAACUUGGUGAAAAAGAAGAAACAAUUCCUCCUGAUUAUAGAUUAGAAGAGGUCAAGGAUAAAGAUGGAAAACCACUGCUGCCAAAAGAGCCCAAGGAACCGCUCCCACCCUUGAGUGAAGACCUCCUCCUUGAUGCUUUGUCCAAGGACUUCACUGUUCCCCCAAACACUUCAUCUCUUAAGCAGUUUGAAGAUGCUAAACUUUCAGCUGUCACCUCUGAAGUGGUUUCCCAAACCCCAGCUCCAACCACCCACUCUGCAGGGCCACCCCCUGACAUUCCGCAGAAGGACAGCAAAGAACUCGACGAUGCCCUGGAUCAACUUUCUGACAGUCUUGGGCAAAGACAGCCUGAUCCAGAUGAGAACAAACCCCUAGAGGAUAAAGUCAAGGAAAAAGCGAAAGCUGAACACAGAGACAAGCUGGGAGAAAGAGAUGACACCAUCCCACCUGAAUAUCGACAUCUCUUGGAUGAUGACAAGGAGGGCAAAUCAGCAAAACCACCUACAAAGAAACCCGAGGCAUCAAAGAAACCUACAGAUGCCAAAGACCCCAUUGACGCCCUCUCAGGGGACCUAGACAGCUGUCCCUCAACUACAGAAACCUCAGAGAACACAGCAAAGGACAAAGACAAGAAGACUGCUUCCAGCUCCAAAGCGCCCAAGAAUGGGGGUAAAGCAAAGGAUUCUGCAAAGGCAAAGGAGGAAACUUCCAAGCCAAAAGCUGAUGGAAAAAGUACAAGUUAAAGUUCACACUAUCUGGUAUCUGCAUAUAAAAUCUUCAGCUGGUAGAUGGUGACUUUUGAAGAACAAAAGGCUUUGACAGCAGAAAAAUUUUCUGGAUGGCUUCUAGAUGGCUGUAUUUGUUGAGUCUUUUGACAUCCUAUUUGUUAUUCUUUUCCUGAAAAACUGAAUUUGUCUGGUUCACCUGUGUUAUUCUACUGAGUAUUGAUAAACUUUGAAUUUUUAAAAAGUG
Molecule: messenger RNA, 2793 nt
Organism: Hippopotamus amphibius kiboko
Lineage: Eukaryota; Metazoa; Chordata; Mammalia; Artiodactyla; Hippopotamidae
Gene: CAST
Product: calpastatin
Exons: 32
Coding region: 171-2564 (797 amino acids)
Cellular component (GO): cytoplasm
Molecular function (GO): calcium-dependent cysteine-type endopeptidase inhibitor activity
Source: RefSeq, a predicted model, not a curated record